AUUUACUUAAAAUAUAUUCUGGACUACCCCCUCGGUGACAAGCUGAAACCCAAUUUGGAUUUCAUGCUCGCACAGCUGGAGUAUGAGUAUGAAACUGGAAGGGAAUCUGCACUGGAGAUGAUUGCGUACCUCCUUGACAUGUUCCCGCAGGAUCUCCUCCACAAAUACUGCGGGCUGUUUUUUCUCUCUCUUUGUAUGAUGAUGAUAAACGAUGACUCUGCCAAAUGCAAAAAGAUGGCGGCUUUGACGUGUAAAUCUCUCCUCAGUAAGAUAAACAAUGAAAAACAAGAUCUGAUGUUUUCGCUGGUCACAGAUUGGUUUCACAGCAAGAAGAGCUCACACAGGAGGUUGGCUGCCCAGGCAUGCGGUUUGUUUGUUGAAGUGGAGGGAGUAAUGUUUGAACGGCGGCUUGAAGCUGUCCUCACCUUGAUUGAAAAAGAAAUCAACCCAAUAAGAUUUGAAGACAUAACUGAAGAGGAGGAGGAGAAGGCUGCAGACAGGCUGCUAUUCAGCUUUCUUGUGCUGGUAACAAAGCUAAUCACGGAGUGCAACUUGAUUCAAUUAACCAAGAAUAGUGAUGUCGUGAGCAACAUCUGGGGUCAUGUCCAGUCUCACCUGUGGUAUCCUCACAGCUGGGUCUGGCUGACAGCUACUGAGAUCUUUGGCCUAUUGUUUGCAUCUUACAAGCCAGAAGAUCUUGUCAACAAGUGGAGGGAAAGAAAGGCAGGGAAGAGGAAAAAGACAUCAGCAGAGCUGUCUGCAUCCACAGUCUUCUUGACUGCUGAACUGGACAAAAAGAUGAAGGAACUCGUGUUUGCAUUCUGCCAUCAGCUGCAGUCCAAGUUCCUGGACCUGUCUCUAGGAGAGCAGGUUAUAAAGAAUUUGCUUUUUGUGGCCAAAGUUAUUUACUUGCUAGCCCCUGCCUCAGAAGAAGGUAAAGAGGCUGAAGGAGAAGUCGGAUGUGAAGUGGAAGAGCAGGAGGGCUCAGAAGAUGAGGAAGAGAAAGACAUUUCUGCUCAAGGAGAGGGAGAAAAAGAGGACACAGAAGAGAAAGGCCAGCCAGCCACAUUGCUGUGGUUAAUAAAGAAGCUCUCUCUCAUGGCAAAGCGAGAAGCAGCAUAUUCCCCUAAGGUCCCUUUAAAGAGAAGCUGCAUCUUUAAGUUCCUGGGAGCAAUCUCGGUGGAUCUGGGGAGAGACAGGAUCAGCCCCUACCUUCCAACAAUUCUCACCCCCCUGUACAGGGAGCUGAACAGCACCUAUGCAGAGCAAGAUCCAACACUGAAGAACCUUUCCCAAGAAAUCAUAGAGCUGCUCAAGAAGUUAGUUGGACUGGAGGCUUUUUCGCUUGCCUUUUCUUCUGUGCAGAAACAGGCCAACCAGAAAAGAGUGAUGAGGAAAAAGCAGAGGGCUUUGCAGACUGUAGCAAACCCCGACAUUGCUGCAAGGAGGAAGCUGAAGAGACAUAAGAAUAAAGCUGAAACCAGGAAAAGAAAAAUAGAAUUCCUGCGCCCUGGCUACAAGGCCAAGAGACCUCGAAGUCAUUCACUGAAAGAUUUAGCAAUGGUGGAAUGAAAAGGCUUUUCCUUCUUGGAGGACUAAUUUAUAAAAAGUAAUUUCAAGCUAAAGUAAUUACUGUUUAAAAAAAAAGUAUAUAUAUAUUUUAAUUGUAUUUAUUAGUAUUUUUUCAGGUCCUCUUUUUCAUCUAGGAUCCUAAAUAAAAGCUUUUUGGGUUUUUUUCCAAACGUGUAUAUUUACCACAGUAUGUACAGUUGAAUGGACAACCACCAUGAUCUUUUAUAUUAAAUUUUACUUCAUUUUUAAAAAA
Leptosomus discolor (cuckoo roller) is the source of this 1825-nucleotide messenger RNA. The record is from RefSeq and is a predicted model, not a curated record. Lineage: Eukaryota; Metazoa; Chordata; Aves; Leptosomiformes; Leptosomidae.